AUGGCGCCCACCGAAGCCGCCAUCCUGCACAACUACCUGACUGUCCCGGCGCAGCUGCCCUCAGCCAUCACGCUCGAGGAAUUCACCGAGCUUUUCCCUAAACCGCAUCGCGCAAACCCGCAAAUCCGCUCCUUGUACCGUGAUCUGCAACACCAAAGGAGGGCGCUCGUUGAUGCGGUCACGGAAAACAUUGAGAACGAGGAGAAGAACGGGAGGAUCAUCAAGCGCGAGAUUGCGCGUGCCCAGAAACGUGCGAAAACCGAGGAUGCCGAUCAGGAGCUUGAGAUUCAGAGAGCGCUGUUUGGCGCGGCUGGGGCGCAAGAUCCCAAACACACAAUUAACUCCAUCGUCCCAGAGAUGGAUACGGCGAUAGCGGAUCUCGAAGCAGAGAUUCAGGAGCUAGAGGCUCAGGAAGCAAAACUCAUGGAGUCGGUCAAACAGACAGUCGGCAGCAUGAGCGAUCUCCGCUACGGACGCCUCGCCAACCCCAAGCUCGGAGAGGACGUCAUUCAAGGUCUCAAGAGUGUCCAAGAUGCAUGCGACGGGAAAAGUUGA
Colletotrichum costaricense is the source of this 555-nucleotide messenger RNA. RefSeq names its product Cnl2/NKP2 family protein. Gene Ontology annotation, biological process: chromosome segregation. The record is from RefSeq and is a predicted model, not a curated record. The coding region runs from base 1 to 555 and encodes 184 amino acids. The transcript has 2 exons. NCBI's taxonomy places the organism in Eukaryota, Fungi, Ascomycota, Sordariomycetes, Glomerellales, Glomerellaceae. Gene Ontology annotation, cellular component: kinetochore; Mis6-Sim4 complex.